GCUCAGUUGCUUUCGAGACAGCGAGUGUGAUGGAGAUUGCUCGCACACAAAGCCUCCUUUUCCAUCUCUGAACCAGCUCUACCAGGCAGCUGGCCGCUCGCUGACGCUUCAUUCCCACGUUCUGAAACUUCAUCAAUGCGGUUCUUCCGACUUACCUUCAAGUGUUUUGUGGAUUGUUUCUGAACCCCCUCCCCCGCUCCCCGAGGUUCUCUCUGUCUUUUUUUUUUUUUUUUUCUUAAAUCAUUAUAAUUUUUUUUUGUAAUAAAAAAAAGACUAAAUAUAUUUUUUAUUUGCUGCGAGAGAAAAGAAAAAAGAAAAAGAAAAUAUCUAUCAAUCAAGACGUGAAACCUCCACCAACAAUGAGAAGUAUAACAACCGCAACGAAAGACAAGAGCACAGAAAAAGAUGGGAGCUCCAGAGCCCCAGAAAUGGAGGGAUCAGAGACAGCAGGCGGGGGUGAAACAGUCCCAGAUGAGAAGGCUGUCAUCGCUCCUCUGGUGCUGCCCUCAAUGGGCCCAGUCAAGAUACCAAUCCCAGAGAGAGAGACAUGGACCCGUCAGAUGGAUUUCAUCAUGUCCUGUGUGGGUUUUGCCGUUGGUUUGGGAAAUGUAUGGAGGUUUCCAUACCUCUGCUACAAGAAUGGAGGAGGUGUGUUUCUUAUUCCUUACUUGCUGAUCGUCUUCGUGGGAGGCAUUCCUGUGUUCUUUUUGGAAAUCGCUUUGGGUCAGUUCAUGAAGCAGGGAGGAAUUGCAGCAUGGAACAUUGCCCCACUUUUUAAAGGUCUUGGUUUUGCCUCCAUGGUGAUAGUGUUCUUUUGUAACACCUAUUAUAUUAUGAUCCUGGUCUGGGGCCUCUACUAUCUAGUACACUCAUUUACCAACACCUUGCCCUGGGCCACCUGUGGAAACCCGUGGAAUACAAAGGAGUGUACUGAAGUCUUCCUUGUAGAUCAUUGCUCCAAUGAGACCACAACAAAUGACACCAAUUCCAGCGUCAUGUACAACAUCAGUUGUGAUGCUCUUCUAAACAAACGGUCUCCAAUCAUUGAGUUCUGGGAGAAUAAGGUGUUACAGAUCUCCAAUGGUCUGGAACAGCCGGGGCAGUUAAACUGGCAGAUGAUACUUUGCCUGCUGGCCACCUGGAUUAUUGUCUACUUCUGCAUGUGGAAGGGAGUGAAAUCAACAGGAAAGGUGGUCUACUUUACAGCUCUCUUUCCGUAUGUGGUUCUGAUUAUCCUCUUGGCUCAUGGGGUCACUCUGCCAGGGGCGCUGGAUGGUAUUGUCUACUAUCUAAAACCUAAUUGGUCUAAGCUUGCUGAAGCUCAGGUAUGGAUUGAUGCUGGAACACAGAUCUUCUUCUCCUAUGCUAUUGGUUUAGGGGCAUUAACAGCUCUGGGCAGCUACAACAGAUUUCACAAUAACUGCUACAGGGAUGCUUAUAUUCUGGCAGCUAUAAACAGUGCUACAAGCUUCUUUGCUGGUUUUGUGGUUUUCUCUGUCCUGGGGUUCAUGGCAUCAGAGCAGGGAGUCGACAUAUCAAAGGUUGCAGAGUCUGGUCCUGGACUAGCCUUUAUUGCAUAUCCAAAGGCUGUGACUUUGAUGCCAUUCGCUCCAAUCUGGGCAGCCCUGUUCUUCUUUAUGCUCCUGGUCCUUGGUCUUGACAGUCAGUUUGUGGGGGUCGAGGGAUUCAUUACCGGGAUCAUGGAUUUAUUUCCACAACCAAUUAAUGGCUUUGUGCGCAGGGAGGUCAUCGCUGCACUCUGCUGCCUUCUAUGCUUUAUAAUAGACCUCUCCAUGGUAACUGAGGGUGGGAUGUACGUCUUCCAGCUUUUUGACUACUAUUCUGCAAGUGGCAUCACACUGCUGUGGCAAGCCUUCUGGGAGUGCGUGGUUAUUGCGUGGGUUUAUGGUGCAGAUCGAUUUAUGGACGACAUUGCUCGGAUGAUUGGUUACCGGCCUCUCCCUUACAUGAAGUGGUGCUGGUCUGUGAUUACUCCUCUUGUCUGCGUGGGUAUUUUCUUGUUUCAUGUGGUUAACUACAAGCCUCUGACAUACAACAAAACCUAUGUCUAUCCCUGGUGGGGUGAGGCAAUUGGCUGGGGUCUGGCCCUGGCUUCUAUGCUGUGUAUUCCACUGACUGUUGUAUGCAAGCUGCUAACAUCCAAAGGGUCUAUGCGGGAGCGCUGGCACCACCUUACCACCCCGGUGUGGGGUCACCACCAUCUUGAAUACCUUACCCCUGAGGCUGAAACCAAACUGCUCCCUCCGGACUCUGUGGUCACAAUCGGCAAGGAGAAAGCCACAUUAUUCGAAACAGUCAUCUAAGAAGUCGCCCAUGCUAGCAGCCUGCCGCUUCUGAUGUGUUGUAAUGUGUUGUGCCAAUCCAUCCAUCUGUGUUUAACUCCUGUGCUGCUCCCCACAAGGUGGCCAAGCCCUGGUGAGGACGGCCUUGUGCAGUACACCGUGAUAUAACCAACCCCCUUCUCCUUUUCAUUAUGUAUCAUAUCAGUGUCUGUUCUGUAAUAGCUGGCUAGGGUAAUAUCAAAAUAUUCUUAUGUAUCACCUGCUUCACGCCAGCAUUAUGCCACGAUGCCAUGUCCUGGGUAAUCUUGCUUUAUCUAAAAUUAUGUUUACAAAGAAUUGUUAUGGUCUGGACCCAUAGGUUCUGCAUCCAUGUAAUAUACAGAGCGAGGCUAUAAGGCUCUUCUGGUGUAAUUGUCCGCAUCUAGACCAAUACUUUGUAUGAGGGAGCCCCAGCAACUGAGAUGAUACCCAUAGAGAGCAGGCUUAAGUGCCUCUUUAUCAUGACAGAGCAAACAAGAGUGUACACAGAAAAUAGGUGGCCCUAUAACAAAGAUCAAACUGGGCCCCUUCUUAUAGUGCUGGGUUUUGCCACCCUAGACCCAAUGAUCUGGUGUUUGUUGCCCUCUCCACACCUUUUCUGUGACCCUAUGGCCAAUUUUCCACCUCCUUGUUUGUUAUUGGGGAAGAGACCCUGUACAUGACUCCAAAAGAAUUGCACGGUCCCUCUCGCCAAGGGCUCCAAGCAGAUGCACGGUCUGCCUUUAUGAUAAAUAUACCCUUGGAGACAUGUUGUAAUGCACCAAUCUCUUUUGCAAGGCAUGAGGAAAGGGAAAACAUUGGGGUAAAGAAAAACACAGUGUCAUCCUAUCUAGUCAUAUCAUGGUGGUAACUACCCACAUCAGUAGUGGGCUUCAUUGUGCAAUGCGAAUAUACUAUCAGUAUGAACAGGAGAAUGGCAACUAAGUGAAAUACCUGAGCUAUGGGGUUUCUCUGGUGUACAUCUUGAGUAGCUUGGGCCUCAUCUUCCUAAAAUAUGGUGCAAGAUACUGGGCACCUACGACAUCUCUUUCUAAAAAAUUUGUCAGCACUAGAUAUGACUUGUAAGCUGCUAAACUUCUAUGGACCCAAAUGCUGUCGGAAACCUUUAUAACUAUGGUUCUCUGUACCUUUAUUCUAUAAAAUACAAUUACACCAUAAUAAAAGAUUUAGAGACAGGACAAACCAAUAUUUUUAAUUAAUAUCUUUUAACCCCAGUGAGGGGUUGAGCAUCAGUCUGGAGCUCCUUGGGGCACCAGAGCUUAUGGUUACUGGGGGAGAUUUAUCAAAACCUGUGCAGAGGAAGAGUGGUGCAG
This is a messenger RNA of Hyla sarda, 3655 nucleotides long. RefSeq names its product sodium- and chloride-dependent creatine transporter 1-like. Gene Ontology annotation, biological process: sodium ion transmembrane transport. Gene Ontology annotation, cellular component: membrane. The coding region runs from base 360 to 2324 and encodes 654 amino acids. The record is from RefSeq and is a predicted model, not a curated record. NCBI's taxonomy places the organism in Eukaryota, Metazoa, Chordata, Amphibia, Anura, Hylidae. The transcript has 14 exons.